This is a messenger RNA of Striga hermonthica, 3609 nucleotides long. The record is from the annotation of a GenBank genome assembly. NCBI's taxonomy places the organism in Eukaryota, Viridiplantae, Streptophyta, Magnoliopsida, Lamiales, Orobanchaceae.
AUGAUGAAACGCAGGGCUUCCCGGUUCAAAUUUGUUAAACGGCGACUCUUCAGCAGUCGCCCUCUGCCAUUAGAGCCCCAAACUCCAUCAUUUUCUUCUUCACCAUCCCAAAGCUCCCACAAGGACUCCUGCUUUUCUUUAGCGGACAAUCUAUGGCGCCGGGGCUUGUUUUCAUCAGCUCAGAAAGUGAUUCAGAGGCUGAUUUCGCAGUCUUCAACUGUACCAGAGGCAAUCUCGGCCGCCGAUUUCGCCUUUAUGAGAGGUAUGGAUCUCGAUUUAGAUAGUUAUGGCAGUCUUAUCCGCAAGCUAGUGAUUUCGGGAGAGGCCCUGUUGGCCGAGGCAUUGUACAUGGACUCUGUGGUGGGCAAAGGUCUUGAACCGGACCGUCAACUGUUGAAUUCUUUGAUUAUUUGUUACUGUAAGCUCGAAAAAUUAGAGGAAGCGAAACUUUGUUUCGAUAGGCUCGUUGGGUCGGAGGUUGUACCUUGGGUUGGUUCGUGCAAUGCUUUAAUGAAAGGUCUUGUUUUGAAAGAUAGAAUCUUGGAGGCUUAUGACUGUUUCUGUUAUAUCAGUAAGGCCAAUGAUAUCGUGCUCAAUUUUGCGUGUUAUAAUAGGCUGGUUGAAGGAUUAUGCAGAAGGGGGUUUUUAGACGAGGGGCUUCAUGUCUUCGAUGACAUGGUGGAAAAAAGGGUUCCACUUACUGCAAGUAUCUGCAAAUCACUGCUCAUUGGCUUCUGCAAAUGUGGACGUGCUGUGGAGGCCGAGAUUUUGUGUACUGAACUCGAGUCUCAUGGUUUUGAGGUCGAUAAAUUUAUGUACACCUACCUGAUUAAUGCUUAUUGCAAAGGGAGAAAAAUGAAAAUGUCCAUGAGGUUGUUUAUGAGGAUGCUGAAAAUGGGUUUCGAGCCGGAUUACUACGUGUAUAACACAUUGAUCCACGGAUUUAUUAACCUUGGUUUGUUCUCCGAGAGCAUGGUGCUACUUAAUAUGAUGGUGAAUGCUGGUUUGAAGCCUAAUUCAGUGACUUAUCAGCUUUUUCUCCAUAAGUACUGCAAAGACGGUAAAAUUGAUUGCGCAUUAAAGCUUAUGGAUGACAUGAUCGAACGUGAUAUUGCUCCCAAUGUGCACUGCUACACGGCAGUACUUGGUGCACUCUGUAAGGAACAAAAGGUGGAGGAAGUGUACAGGUUAUACCACAAGAUGCUUGAUAGCAGGGUUGUACCUGACCACGUGCUUUUCUUCACCCUCGCCAAAAACCACCCGCCAGGGGAUGAGCUGUACUUUGCUCUGACCGUUUUGCAAGCUAUUGCCAAAGAAUCUUGUAGUAUCGAUGUCUCGACUUUUUGUUCUUCGAGGCCCGAAUCCGCGAGAGAUGCAAUGGUGGAAAUCGAGCGUCUUCUUGACGAGAUAGCAAAAAGUGGCUCUGUUCCAGCAGACGUGGCAUUUAGUAUCUAUGUUAUUGCCCUGUGUAUGUGUGGGGAAAUCGAAUCUGCUCUGGAUUGUAUGGAAAAGAUGGAUAGUCUUAAUCUGGUGCCUUUUCGCACUGCUUUUAAUUCCUUGAUAAAGUUGCUUAUCGAGCAGGGUUUAGCUGAGACUGCAGAAUCUCUACUUGAGGUUAUGCGGGAUAAUGGGCUGAUUCCUAAUCAGUUAACUUUCUCGGUUAUAGCAAACGCUCUCUGUAGAAAGAGUGAUUUCUCGUCUGCUAUUGAUGUUUUGGAUCAGAUUGAAGAAAGGGGAAUCAAGCCAAGCGUUGCUAUUUAUAACUCAAUAGUCUGCUGUUUAGGCAAACAGGGGAUGGUUCGUGACGCUGAGAAUUUAUUCUAUCGAAUGCUCAAGUUUGGUGUGGAUCCUGAUCAAAAGAUUUUUGUCACGAUGAUUAAUGCCUAUUCGAGAAAUGGGUGGGCUUAUGAAGCCCGGAGGUUGUUUGAGAGGAUGAGGGAUUAUAAUCUUAGACCUAACUCUCAUGCUUAUACGGCUCUUAUACCUGCGCUAAUUAAGAAAAACAUGAUCCAGAAAGGUUGCUUGUACGUCGACAGAAUGCUUAGAGAUGGUUUCAUGCCAAACGGUGUUCUCUAUACCUCACUCAUUAAACAGUUCCUGAGGAAGAAAGAAUUUGAUUUUGCUUUCAGGUUGUUUUGUUUGAUGAAUAAAAGUGGGCUCGAGCAAGACCUGGUCACAUAUAUCACAUUGAUAUGUGGCGUUUGCAGGAAUAUUCGCGAGUACACUGGAAGUUGCUAUCUGUUUUAUAAUAAGAGAUCGAACUAUAGGAAUGAAACCUUGUUCCGUUUGUUACAUCAAACAGCUGUUUUGCCCGAUGGAACUGGUUUGAGAAUCUCGAUCAAUUCUGAAGCCGAGAUGAAAUAUUUCGUCAUUGAUCUGAUCCAGAAAAUAGAAAAGGUCUUGCUUACGCCGGAUUUAUAUUUGUAUAACGGAAUAAUAUCCGGGUUCCGUUGGGCCCACUGCUUGCCGGAAGCCUACAAGCAUCUCGAUCGGAUGCAACAAGAAGGAUUGCACCCUAAUCACGUGACUUUCAGUAUUCUCAUUGACGGGCAUAUUCAAAAUGGUGAAAUCAAUUGCGCCGUGAGAUUAUUCAAUAAAAUGAACGCGAACGGUAUUGCUCCCGACCGAAUGCUGUUCAACAAUUUAAUCAGAGCAUUUUGCAACGCUAGGAGGUUGUUAGAUGCAUUAUCUGUCGCUCAUAUGAUGCAGAAAAGAGGGUUUUCGCCUUCGGCAUCUUCUUAUGAGAAACUUCUCCGGGUUCAUUGUGCUCGCGGGUCUAGUGUUGAUGCACUGAGGAUAUAUGAAGACAUGAUUUCUCAUAAUUAUUUUCCCUGCCGCAAGCUUUGGCUUGUAGACUUGUCCGGAAGUGAACAGCUUGCAAAGACUGAUGUUGAAAGCGAUUGUCUCACGGAAGCUCAGAAUAUCAGUUGGCCGUAUUUGGCUCUUGGAGACGUGAUAUCUGCUUUAGCUUAUAAAAGCAAAACAGUAUACCAUACAGGAACUCCAGAGGGCAUAUGUGAAAUCUUGAAAGAUAGAAAUUACCUUGUUUGCAGUUGCAUAUGCUGCUGUUACCAACCCGGCCAAGUAUUUCCCAAGUCUGAAACAAGUGGGAACAAGCUGCUUCCAGCCACCGUCGACCAUGGAUGCACGGACGUGAGCACAUUCUGCAUGAAUGCAACCACGGCCGUGGACGAUAAACAUAUCUGCACACAAUUGGUCAAUGGUGCCAAGACCUGGCCGGAGGCAAUGACGAACGCAGUCAAUGGCGUUAUCGGAAUAGCCAAAAGUGCCAAACCCUUGGUGGUUGAUGGCGUGGGGUCAAAGUUGCCGCUGGCACUGAAGCUCCAGGCGAAGGAGUCAAUAACCUCCGGCUGCCGGGAUUCGUUCGUGACAUACGUGAAUAACUUAGAGAAAUGCAUUGGGUUUGUAAAGCACGACCCGUUUUCCUCCCUGGAGACAUAUCUUUCUGGAAACACAUUCUUCGACUGCAAGGAUGGGCUCGACGAGUUUCAGGUCUGUAUUCCAGAAGUCAAUAAUUUCUAUCACCGGACAAUCAAGUUGUCAAACAUCCUUCUCUCCAUUUACCAGACGAAGCCGAAAAAGAACUAG